UGACAAAUUUGUAACAAUAUAAUACUGAUAAUCUGCUCAAGCUAUAUAGAGGUCAGAAGGUCAGAAGGACUCAGAAAAUUCUUCAUUGCUACAGCGCGCGAAUGCAACACAUCUUUGAGUGGCUUCUUCUACUAUCCAGCUGCAUAUUGGUCAAUUCACAGUGUAAUCUUAACGACCCGUAUGGCAAAUUAUUGUUAGAACUGCACAAUAGAAUUCGGCAAGGGAUUGCCAGAGGUAAAGCCAUGAUUGAUGGGGAAACAAUCGCGUUUGGUGGAAACGGAACAAGGAACUUGUUUGCUAUGUCCUAUGACUGUGUCCUUGUCGGUCUUGCCUAUGCAGUCAUCGCUGAUUGUAGGAUCAAUAAGGAAAUAAAGAUGGCUCUUGAUUUGGCUGUCAACGCUGCAAUGAUAAGAACAGGCACAACAAAAGCACAUGUAAGACAAGCAUACGUCUACGCAUUCGAGGAUUGGCUUGGUACGGCUUCAUUACCUCUCAGAGACGCAAUGUAUACCGAUGAGGCAAUUGAACCGUUUGCCAACAUGAUAUAUCACAAGUCAUUGAGGAUGGGAUGCGCACAUCAAAUCUGUGGCAGAUCUAAUAAUAAGCUGGCGAUUGCAUGCGCUUACAGCAAAAAGCCACAGCUUGCGGAACCUCUGUAUAACACGCAGUCUAGACCCAAAUGGGGCUGCACUAAACGGACUUGUAAAGCGGUAGUGUCGGAUAGUAUAUGCAACUCAAAUACCGGGCUGUGCGCUACAGAUGCGAAGUCGAUAGAUGGAAAUUUCAACAACACAACACAUCCAAAACAACAGCAUGAACGAUUCAAAAUGAUGCAGGAUACGAAGAACUACGCCUGAUUUCUACGAAUUUUUCUUGCUUGGUCUGACUUUCUGUUUAAGAGAUGAAGCUUUGGAAUCUGAAA
Molecule: messenger RNA, 922 nt
Organism: Cylicocyclus nassatus
Lineage: Eukaryota; Metazoa; Nematoda; Chromadorea; Rhabditida; Strongylidae
Source: the annotation of a GenBank genome assembly